CGUGCACGUGAUCGUAGAAUCGUUCUCUUUUUCAACGCCACAGGUUUCUCUUGGUCGUGAUGUCCCCAAACAAUUUCGCAAGAUAUCUAUGAUUUUGCGGGGCGGUUUUUGUUUCCUUUUGUUCAAACAAAAGAAUAUCAUUCCGCCAGAGAAGCUGUAGGAGAUUGUGGCGUUGCGAUAAUUCUCUCCCCCACUUGAGGUGAAAUACUAACUCAUUACUCGCAGAGAUUAGUACGACGGCCGGUUCCACUGAGUGGAGACGUUUUAGUAGUAGCGUUUUUUUUUCUUCAGUUGAUACAUUGGAUCAUUGCGAAGUGGACGCGUUACGAGAAGAUCUUACUGAAUUUUUCGAAAAUCAUGGAAAAGGCUCGGUUUCGCCACGUGUUGGACCUCUCCAAGGAGGAAAAGCGCGCCUUUCUGGACUCGUUCGACAUGGUCAUGUCGGAUUGUGACGGUGUCGUGUGGAACUUCACCGGACCGAUUCCGGGCGUGGAUCGGGCGCUGCAGCUGCUGAAAGCCAGAGGAAAACGGCUGGCGUUUAUUUCCAACAACGGAAUGAGAACCAUGGACGAGUACAGGCAAAAGUUCCACGAGCUCGGCGUUGAUGAACAGGACCAGGACAUCGUCCAUCCGGCGCUGACCACGGUCAAGUACCUGAAGUCGGUCGGAAUGCAGGAUGCGGUUUACUGUAUUGCCACCGAGGUGUUCAAGGACUACUUGCGGCACGCGGGAUUCCAAGUGUUGGACGGGCCAUACGACCGCCUCCCAGAUGACCGCGUCGCCAACCCGGUCCGGAUCUUCACCGAGUACUUCCAACCGUCCGAGCCCAAGGUCGGUGCCGUCCUCGUCGACCUGGACGUGAACGUUUCGUUGGCCCACCUCAUGAAGGCCAAGUGCUACCUGGAGCGCAGCCCGGACUGUCUGCUGCUGGCCGGUGCCACCGACUACAUCGUGCCGCUGGGCACCCGGAUGGACAUCAUCGGCUCGGGCUACUUCAUCGAGGUGCUGGAAAGGGCCACCGGACGGAAGGCACUGGUGCUGGGCAAACCGGGCCAGGCGCUGGCGGAGUUCAUUAUCGAACAGUUCCACGUGACGCACCCCGAGCGGACACUGUUCAUCGGCGAUAUGUUACCUCAGGAUAUGGGGUUCGGCACGCGGUGUGGCUUCCAGAAGCUGCUAAUGCUGAGCGGGGGCACCACCAAGGAAAUGCUGUUCGGCCACGGAAUGGAGCACGAACUGCCCCACUACUACGCGGACAGUUUUGCGGACUUUGUGCAGCUGUACAAGGACGUGGAAGAUUGAGCUUGGUGUUUAGAAUCGAACAAAUCAAACAAAAUACAAACUAGAUGAAAUUUGACACAAACCUUAAUAGAUUAGUUGAUUAAAUAAAUUAAAAUGCGGUGUGAUAAAAAGAACCACUUCAAAAAAGAAACGCUAACAAAGCUGUAUGAAUGUUUCUGAUAAUUGUUAGAGAAUAAAAGAAUAAAAUAUAAGCUAUAAUUAGAGCUUGGAUCAAUUA
Molecule: messenger RNA, 1519 nt
Organism: Culex pipiens pallens (northern house mosquito)
Lineage: Eukaryota; Metazoa; Arthropoda; Insecta; Diptera; Culicidae
Product: glycerol-3-phosphate phosphatase-like
Exons: 3
Coding region: 358-1302 (314 amino acids)
Cellular component (GO): cytoplasm
Molecular function (GO): phosphatase activity
Source: RefSeq, a predicted model, not a curated record